Rhipicephalus sanguineus (brown dog tick) is the source of this 8788-nucleotide messenger RNA. It is a transcript of the gene vtd, whose product is annotated as double-strand-break repair protein rad21 homolog A. Gene Ontology annotation, cellular component: cohesin complex; synaptonemal complex. NCBI's taxonomy places the organism in Eukaryota, Metazoa, Arthropoda, Arachnida, Ixodida, Ixodidae. The record is from RefSeq and is a predicted model, not a curated record. Gene Ontology annotation, molecular function: chromatin binding; protein binding. Gene Ontology annotation, biological process: replication-born double-strand break repair via sister chromatid exchange; synaptonemal complex assembly; mitotic sister chromatid cohesion. The transcript is spliced from 12 exons. The coding region runs from base 272 to 3187 and encodes 971 amino acids.
CGCGUCGUCUGUUUUGAAACGGCAGAAUCGGCGGGAAAACACCAGGACGCCAUUUUGGAUGUGAAAAAGUACGCGGCCCGAUUUUCUCAGCGGUGCCGAGGACCGCUUUCCGGAUGAAUCCGUGGCCCGAUACCGGCUUACCGGACCACAUCUGAUCGCCGGAGUGACCAGGGACCACCGUGGUACGCCAAUAAUCGAGGAGCGGACGUCGUGAGUGGAGGGCAAGUGUCGGGUCGGGGGGCAGCGUUCCCCCUGACAGGAGAGGGCGGCCAUGUUCUACGCACACUUUGUGUUGGCCAAGAAGGGCCCGCUGGCACGGAUCUGGCUAGCGGCCCACUGGGACAAGAAGCUGACCAAGGCGCACGUCUUCGAGACCAACAUUGAGAGCAGCGUCGAGGGCAUCCUACAGCCCAAGGUGAAGAUGGCGCUGCGGACGUCCGGCCACUUGCUGCUGGGCAUCGUGCGCAUCUACUCGCGUAAGGCCAAGUACCUGCUUGCCGACUGUAAUGAGGCGUUUAUCAAGAUCAAGAUGGCCUUCCGGCCGGGAGCAGUCGACCUACCUGAGGAGGGCAGGCAGGCUGCUCUCAGCACCAUCACGUUGCCUGAGGUGUUCCACGACUUCGAGGCCACCAUGCCCGACCUCAGCAACAUUGACAUGGAAGCGGCAGUGACGCUAAACCAAAGCCGCGCGGAAGACAUCACACUCAAGGAGGACUAUGGCUCUCUCAGCCUCAUAAAUGAUGACAAUUUUGGAGAUAUGGGCUUUGACGACCCCGAGAUGGCCCGUGAGGCGACCAACAUAGACGAGGCGUUCGACCAGGCCAGCCUUUUGCUGGGAGGGUCUAUGCUGGGGCGUCCCUCUGAGGCCCCACGUGGCGGCCCCUCUUCCUCUGCCGACAACGAGGCCGGCGCAUCGUCUUCGACCGCCGAGAACUCGGCUCUGGCAGCGAUGCCUGUGCCCGGCGAGUCCAUCGAGGCCGGGAGGAACGCUCGGGAAGGGGAGGCGGACCCCUUUGGAACUGCGGCUGCGUCGACCGAGGCCGAAGCAGCCGAGGGCGCCAGGGAAGGGGCAUUGCUCGAGGGCGAACCGAGUGGCUUGUUUGAGCCAGCGGGCCUCUUCGACGAUGCACCGCUCGGACACGUUCCCCUAGACACCAGUGGGUCAGACCGGGACGGCCCUCUAGGCGCUCCGGGACCCGUUCCAUCCGGUCCCGAUGCCCGGCCUGCUGACGAGAGUGAUGAUGACGACGACAUGUAUGAUAUGGGUCCUCCGUCAAUGGGUGCGCCGUCGGGGCCGUCCAGUCCCGGUAGCUCCGUGGGCGAUGCCAGGGACCUCGACGGAGGCGCCACGACGUCGGCCGCCGCCGGAGCGGCCGGUCCGUCGACCUCUUUGGCGAUGCCGGGUGUGGACGACGGCCUGCUCGAUCAGCAACAGCAGGAACAGGCCGCAAUGCCCCCGCCUCCGCAGCCGCCUUCCGCGGACUCUGCCCAGAUGGGUGGCGCCGAUGUCGGGCCCGGAGAGCAGACUACUCUGCUCAACAACGAGGACGAGAGCUUUGCCCUGGCACCGUUGGACACCACCAUAGUUCAGGGUGUGGAGAAAGCCCGCGCCAAGCGGAAGCGGAAGCUGAUCGUGGACGAGGUGAAGAACAUUUCGGGCGAGGAGAUGAAGUCCCAGCUGUCGGACACGAGCGACAUCGUGACCACGCUGGACCUGGCGCCGCCCACCAAGCGACUCAUGCACUGGAAGGAGACCGGCGGCGUGGAGAAGCUGUUCGCGCUGCCCGGCCGACCGAUCCUGUCCAAGACCCUGUCGCGCCUCUACCAGCGGCACCUGACGACGCGUGCCGUCGAGAACGAGCUGGCCGCCGGGGAGGAGCAUUUGUUGCAGCAGCUCGACGAUGAGCAGGACAACAUCGGAGAGCAGCCGCAGCAGAUGGUACAGCAUGACGAGCACAUGCAGGAGAACAGCCUGGGCCACCACACCAAGCGGCGACGCCUAGAAGAGGACCUUGUGGGUUCGCACGGUGUGGUCAACGACCAGUCGGCCCACCACUACGAUCUCGGCGCACCCGACUUCCCCCACGGCGGCCCCCCUAGCCACCUGGGCCCACCUUCCGUGGACCACUACGCGGCGAGCAUGGUCCCUCCGCCGCAGCACCAGGAGUACCAGCAGCCGCAGCCGCAGACGCCUCUGCAGGACGGUUGGCCCACGCCCGCCGACUACACGUACGCCCAGCCGCCGCACACGCCGCACACACCCGUGCCGGACUACACGACGGCGUACCAGAUGCAGCAGCAGCAACAGCAGCAAGCGGCCAUGAUGGGUCACCACCCGAUGGCAGCCCUGCACCACCCUCACCACCAGCAGCAGCUGACGCCUGCACCUCAUCUGGAAGAAGAGCACCAUCAGCAUCACCCUGUACAUCACCAGGCAGCAGCGGCACUUUUCCCAACGCUUCAACCAGACCAGCUGCAGUCUGAAUACCCAGUUCACCCGGCAACACCCGUGCCGACACCUCAGUCACCUCCGGCAGCCAUGAUGCCCCCUGCAAGCCAGAUGGGGCCACCUCCGACACCGCAGAUGAUGGCUCCACACACGCCACAGAUGCAGCAUCAGCAGGCAGCUCAGGAGGAGAGUCCAAGCAUGGACCACCCCCUAGCACCGCCAUCCGAGUUUGACGCCCUGGUGGCGUCGGGUUCCGCAUUGCACGGCUUCGGGGCACCCAUGGAGUCGACGUCGACCGAGCAGCAUCACUUAGAAGAGCCAGAGCCCCAGUCAGAGCCGCAGCCAGAGCCUCACACGUCAGCCGAAGAGCAGCAGCAGCAACAGCAGCAGCAGGACCAGUUGGCCCAGCUGGACGACGACGAUGAGGACUAUGGGCCUCCCGCGUCUGUCGGACCAGCCGAGGAGCAGCUGGCCGAUGAGACGUACGAGCAAUUUGAGGAGCGGAUACUGAACAAGCGCACCGUGCACAUGCUGCACAUGAUCCGAUCACCCCUCGAGGCGGGCCGCCAGGUGCGCUUUAGCGACAUUGCACGAGGCAGCAAUCGCAAACAGGUUGCGCAGAAGUUCUACACCUUCCUGGUGCUGAAGAAGCAGCAGGCCGUCGAGCUGCGGCAAGAGAGCGCCUUUGCCGAGCUCUACAUCGAGAAAGGACCCAAGUUCGAGCAGUCGUUGCUCUAGCCCACCAGCCCCCACCACGGCCAUCUCUUCUCGCUCCCUUCCCACCAUCCGCCACCGAGACAGCAUCUCCUCCCCCUCCUCCACUCCACUGAACACCACUGUUAUCACCAAUACGCACCCUGUUUCUAAACGAGCACUCAAGGACACGCCGAUGCUGCCUCGUGUAAAUGUCCCCACUCCCCCUACUUCGCUUCGUUCGCGGUUCUUGUGUAGUCGUCACCACCGUCAUGUGCGCGAAACAACGCCAGUGCAACCACCCAUGGACGUGGACACUUCCUCCUGCCGCCUUCCUCGGCGAGGAAAAAAAAAAACGCACCAAGAGUUCGCGCACGGUCUGCUGCGGUGUCCCAGAGCGCGCGUGUAAGCGUUGGUCGGACCGAGAGCUCUCGACUCGGCAUUGCGAGAGCACGCGCGAUGUGCAACCUGGCAGAAACAAACCAACACCCAGGCAGGAAAUUUUUAUUUGGUCGGCACAUGUCCGUCUUUUUUUUUUUUCCCCUCUUUUGUCUCUCGCGUUUGCCACCGGCAAAAUUUUAAGUUUUCCGCAGAACUUUCAUGUUUGUUUUGCGGAAUGGUGUGAGUGGCGGGGCAAAUAAGCCUGCGGUGAAUAACCUGCAGUCUGUGUUAAAAAAAAAAAAAAGGCCUCGUCAACUGUUUUUUGCUUGGCGAGAGAAGUUUCAGUCAAGUUGUUCGUUGCGGAGAUGUCAACACGUGGACUUCUGACGACGGUGGCUUUGCAUUCUUGUUGGAGGUGAAUGAUCGGGUUUUUUUCUUUCCACUUUCCUCUGCCUUGCAUGAACACGUGUGUGUGUCAUUGUCCGAUAAAAGCGCAGCAACUUGUUUCGCACUACUUUCCUCUAGCAAUUGGCGUUUGUUGCGGCCUCCCUUGCUAGCGUUUAAAAAGCAUUGCCGCCUUUGCCGGUGGACAUUGGUGUGCAUCUGCAAAUUCUUUGAGCAGACAAGUAGCUCGAGAGAAAAAAGAGGGAUAUUUUCUGCGAUUGCAUGCCGCACGGCUUUUGCUUGCCCGAGGCUUCGAGAGGGUAUGUCACACUUAUGCGGCGUUCUGGCACACAUUAGCAGGCUUUGACGGGGGGCAAAAGAAAAGAUAGGUGAGAAAAAUGUGGGGCCAUUUACCAAUCAAAGCAUUUUCUCUUUCACAUCUCCUCUGUAAACCCGGCCUAUCGACACUAAAUCACCACCAGACUAUACUUUCACUCACUCAUUUGCUGUAUGUGACUUGCAAAUUUUAAGUUGAGAGGGGAAAGGGUCUUGUAAAAAUCAGACAUUUGCAUCGAUGUCUUCGUUUGUUUGCUUGUUGCGUUUGGUUCUUGCCGCUGCACACUUCUGCAUCGUCUCAGCACGUCACUUCCCCUUCAUGGCCCCAGAAUGUGUGCUGUCUGCAAGACUGCUGGCCUGAUCGAUGAAUGACCUCAGAUUCCUAGUGUGUUCCUGUGCGGUUCUCUGGUUUUAUGUGGUCGUCACUCGGGGUUUUGUAAGCCAGUCACAAGGCAGUAUAGACUCACUGUGCUUCUUAGCUAGACAGCUUGUUAACGAUAUCCCUGUAUUACAGUUGCCAUAGUUGCCAUCCCUCACGCUUCCUCUGAAGGUUUCAUUACACAAGUUAACGUAUACGAGGGAGGAAAUACACGAUUAAAGAAAAGGCCAAAGAAAAACUGACUUGUGUAGCGCAGCCCUCGCUCUGACACUGAAAGCCAUCAAGUACAAGCUAAAACUAAAGCUUGCUGGUGGAUGUGGCAGCGGCAGUAACUGAUUAGCUUGAGCACUUGUAUGGGCUGGCUGAUGGUAGUGGUAACACUGCCCUAAAACUCUGCCAUCAGUGGUGGUCUGACUGUGCCAGUCCCACCCAAAUUCGACUGCCUUGCCUUUUCUGCAACAACCAACCUCUACGUAUGCUAGGGUCCUUCUUGGGAGGGAACAGAAAGGCAGAGAAGCCAGGUUAUUGCUAUUUCUGUCUUUCCAGUUUACAAUCUCGAGGGCAAAUCUGGCAUUCUAAGUUUACAGGGCUCAAUUGUGAAAUCUCCGCGUUUCUCUUUGAAGCUGCCACAGCGUCUGGGAAUGCUCGCAGCAUGUCGAAAAGUAGCAUUUUGGAUCACUUGAGGGAUUCAAGAUUGAAGCUUUCAUGGCUGCAAGUUCUGUCUUUAGAUUUUCCUUUUUUUUUUUUUGCCUCUCAUUAAUGCUUCGCUGACUGAAGGCAUUGUUAAAGUCAGCUGUUCUGCCUCUAGGAACACAAAUUGAUAUGAUACCGUUGCACUCGAGGUGCAUUUCUUCAGUGUGAGGAGUUGUACUUCAUGAUGUGGUGGAGCUCUUGGACCAGCACUGAUGUGCGACUGAUCCACGACUGAUCUGUCAACUACGGCUAGCCUGCUUUCAGCAUUCUCUUUCAUGUCUCUACCGUCGGUAUUUUCGCGGUAUUUGAAUUGUCUAAUUGAAAACCCUUUCUUUUACUCGAUCGUGCUGUUUAUAGGUUUGAAUCGUGAGUUGUCCCCCCUGCUUAGUGCAACUUCGGUUUUUCUUUAAGGUUCUGCCACUAACGGCCAUUUUAAACCAAAAUGAAAGUGCUUUUGCUCCACACUUUGUUUUCUAAGUGCUUCGCUAUGACAUCCCCAUAAAACAAAGCAACUAUAUAUUUGGUCUAGUCGCAAGCAUGCGUUUUUACGUCUUUAUAUGCACGGAUAUUUUUGUUCCGAGAUUUUGUAUAAGACAACACAAAUGGUUGCCUGUGUAAAUUGUGCCGAGUUGUCACCUGCAUUUGUUUUUGUCUUCAAAUUUAUUCUGCACGAGACUAUGCAAGCUAAGUUUAAAUCGAAUCUUUUCCAUCAUGACUUCAGCGCCACUAGGGUGAGCCCUCAAGUUAUAUAAAAGCGACUCGCCAAAGUUUGCAAAAGUGCGAGGAGUCUCAAUUGCGCAACCGACGGAAAUAAAAAAAAAAAUGAGAAGGGCUGUUUGUUACGCUUUACGCUGGUCUGCAUCGUCUUUUAAACGUCGCAUCGGGAGGGAUACUUUUUAUGGCCACGCUUUUUCACCUAUGCCUCUUGUACAUUGCAAAACAUCUACAACGCAUGUAAAUGUGCGGGUUGAUAAUGAUGCGAGACUGUUAUCGUCUUUUAACGCGCGUGACAUCUCAUGCGCAGAGCUUGCCAGGUUGGAAUGUUUGGGCAUCGACGUAAUGUGUGAGUCCGGCACUUUCUUGAAAGGAUGUGAGAGGCCACGUCGUUGUGGGGGAUCGUGUGAUGCCACUGUUGGCUGCAGAGCGUGUUGAUAAUUGACGAAAGUUUUCGUGCCCCUGUAUAAGCGUCACAAAAUUGGAGAACUGUAGAACCUUCAGUUGUGUUGGAGAUGGUCAUAACACCUUCAGUUCUUGAAAAAAAUGAGAUGAAAAUAGCGGGUGCACGUAUAUCCACCGACGCCCGGUAAAAACGCCGAGUAUCAUUAUUGUUCAUCUCGUCUGUCGAGAGUUUACUGGAAUGCCUAGCACUCGUGUAUUGAACCAGCAGUUCAUUAUAUCUAAGGUUCUAAUUUAAUUGGUCGAAUGCUGGCUUACCGAAGUAUCAGCAACGUACUGCUGCUGCUUGAGCUGAAAACAGGGAGCACCACAUCAGUUAUUUGCAAUGGACAGACUGGUCUAUGGCUGUUGGAAAAGUUUUUCCAUAUUUCUCGUGUUUGCUUUUGUAGUCACGUGUACGUUGCCACUGUAGCAGUCACUUGUCCUGUUUGGGGCAUUACGACAACUCCGGCUUUGUUGUAGCUUUCUGUUUUGUCGAUCAUGGUUUCUGGCACGAUUUAUUUUACUUUCGGGUGUAUGUGGCUUGAACGAGCGUCAUUGUGUGGUCACCUCGUGCUGAUCUGACGGGUUAUGGUUGCGAUACAUAAUAUCAAGGUGAUCGAGGCGUAAGGAGGGCUGUGUGUAUGUGCGUGCCUGGUUUUUGUUGCAUUUCUAUGUGUACGAAAACUUUUUCGAGGUGUUCAUUCUUGCAAUCUCUGUCCCGAAGCAACUGUGCUCUCUUCGUAAUUGCAUGGGAGAUUUAGCGGAGAUUGAAUCUGUCGUGUUUAGAAUUUGCUGAUCGAGGUUUUCUUUAUUGAACUGUCUAAACCACGUCUCUUGCUGCGUUGAUUUGCAGUGAACUUGUGCAGUGCAUUGAUAGCAACUGUUCCUCUCCUUUCUUUUUGCAACAGUAGAGUGUUGGGUGUGAACACUUUAUAGGAAGCAGGAAAAAUGUCUGCGGUAUAUUCGACGCAUUUGUAGAUUGACACAAUUUGCCAAUGCGCCUUCUAUGUUUUCUGUAGUUAGGCUUAGAAAAGCUUCCUCCCGUUGCCAUAUCUUUUUCAGUCCGUGCUUGAGGUCAUGCGUUCCGUGUGUGUUCUGAAACAUGUAGUCUGAGUUGUCUAUGUGCAAACACUUUCCUUAUUUUAUAUUGGAGUACAUUACACGAAUUCCGAGUUGCAUGCUGUGUGCACUUAAGCUUUGGUGUGCUAUGUUUUGCAAAUUUGCAAAAAAAAACAACAUUGUGGCAAAGGGGGUAUGGGCCAUCACUGCAUGUGCGCUUUUGACUGUUGGCAGAUUGUUUUAGUCUAUCAUCGGACCCAGUCAAGAGGGUACAAAAUGAGUGCAGCACGGGGUUGUGGUUUGAGGAAACCUGUAACAUGGCUUGGAAGAGGUGAUAACCAAUUUCUCUGUCAUAAGCAACUGUUUCCAGUUGGAAAAAAAAAAAGUCUGUUAAAAACUUCUUUUUUAUGACAUUAUUUGAAGCCGUAGCAAAGACGCGUGUGGUGCUUUCUUCUUUGUAUCGUUAGUUGGGUGAUGCCGGGAAGGUGUUGUCACAUAUGCGCUCCAAGAAGGGGUGUGUUCGUAGCUCCGCAGAGCACUUGGCGCGUGACGAGACAUUCUCAGUACUCUGGAAAGGUGCGCUCGCUUUUGUGUGCGUUUUUUUUUUUCAAUUAAAACGUUACGCUAUGUGUUUACGUGCCGCCAAAACUCGCGAGUAUUGAUGUAUCAAGGCUUGAAGCUGCGAGAAGAAAGACUCGCCGUGGAGUAUAGGUGGGAGGGUCGUUUUAUGAGAGACACUCGUUACUCAUUGUGACAGCGGGCAUUGGCUGUCAGGUGUACAUUUCAGCAAGUGGCAGUGCGGGUUUAUGCAUGCCCGCCGUCGCUAAUGAAGGCAGGAUCAGUCCAGUGUAAAUAAUUCAUAAAGCACACACACACACAUGACAACAGAUGUCAAAGAAGUGUUUGGUCGUGGCAAUGUGCAACUCUCGGCUAAUCUUGACGAGUUUGAUUGGUGGGACGGGCUUAUUUUGGAGAGGUAGGUUUCCAAAAAAAAAAGAAAGAAAGGCGAUGGUGCUCUGCGUUAGUUUGCAACACCCGUGCUCUUUCCUCAGCCGAGACUCGCACAUUGCCACAAAAAAUGUACAUGCGUCUUUCUUUUUGUUGUUGAAAAGCAUAAGUUGUGUUGCCAACUUCAGCAAAGAAGAAAGAAGUUCUUGCAUUCAUUGUCUAAAAGAAAAUAUCAGAUUAGUGUAAUCAUAUUGUUUUCUUCUUUUUGUAUGAAAUAAAAGAAAUAUAUUGUGAAUAUGCCAUCCACA